AUGGCAGAGCUGCAGAUGUUACUAGAGGAGGAGAUCCCAACAGCCCUCAUGCUUGCUGUACAUUAUGAUUCUGCAGAUCUAGUCAGGGUUCUUCUUCAGCAAGGUAUUAAUAUCUUUUCUGAAGAUGCGUGUGGAUGGACUGCAAAAGAAUAUUCUAUUUUUAAUGAUCUUCAAGUCAGUCGCCAACUAAUUGCCGAACAUAGAGAAGAAAAACUUAACAAUGAUUUGCAAAGUAAGAAUGCAGUGGCAGAUAAGAAUUCUGAAGAAGAGUCUUUAAGCAGUAUUUCCAUUAAACCAGGUACUGAUGAUUCAUGGCCUACAUCAGAUGAUGAAGACUUUAAUUUUGAUAUCAAGACUGUCCCAAAACCAAACUUAAGAGCGCUAAUGAAUGCUUCUGAGCAAUUCAAGAAUGUGGGAACAAAAUGUGGCCUUAUAACACUAGGAGGUAGAACUUUAUCUGAGCAUGAUAAUUCUAAUUAUGAAGAUGAAAAUAUAGUUGGACUUCUUUACAAACUACCAUUCAAAGCCAAUGACUUUUCUUGUCUUGCUUUUUCAAAACCUUCUGUCAAGUCGUUAGCAGGCCAUGGUGUUACAAAGGAAGGAGAGGUGCAGCCGGCAACUGGAAAAAAGGACAAUGGUAUUAAUAUUACUGAAAGUGCUCCACAAGAGCAAACAGUUAAUGACCAUCUGACUUCUGCUGAUAGAGCAUACAGUAAUAGUAGUGUUACGAUGUCAGCAUUGGGAUUAGGAGAAGAGGAAGAUGGAGAAUCACCUUGGGAUUCUGAUAUUUCUGAGAGUCUUCUAAAGAAAGACGUUAAACAUUUAUUUGGAGCUGCGGAUCAGAAAGGACCACGUAUAUUAAAUGAACAAGUAGAAGAUUCUCCGAAAAGAUAUCCUUAUGUGAAGCCUACCGUUGAAGUGAAAGAUUCUGUUCCUAAGAAAACAGUAGAAGUCAAGGAAAAACAAACAUCCAACUCAGAUUGGCCAGCAGAAUUAGACUUAGGAAGGACAUCAGAGGAAGAGCAUAAAAGACUUGAUGAAAGUGAAAAUAACCACCUAAAGGAUAAAGGUAUUUCACAAACAUGUAUCGUGGCAGAAAAGACAUGUGAAAAUCAAACCCAGCAAAUUAACGUUCCACUUUUGCAUCUGCAAAAAAAGUCUCGAGAACCAGAAAUGAAUAAGAAAUGUGAUAGAAAGGAUAAUAUAUCAGUAUAUUCAGAACAUCCUUCUGUGCAAAAGCGUGAGGAAAUCUCGAUCAAACAAGGCAAAUUAGUGUGGAAAAAUAAUCUAAAACACAUCACCAGUGAGUUAAAGCGGACGUUUGGUGAAACUUGUGAAAAACAUAAAAUUGCUCCUUAUCCUAAGGAAGAGUCACUACGUGGUAACUUUAAAGAAGGAGCAAACUUAAUGGAAAUACCUUCUAACUUGACAAAUGAUAGACUUGAUUGUGAGAAAAAGGAUAUAUUUGCAGUGCCUGUCCCUCUAGUAGUUCAGGCAUUUCCUGAACAAAAAAAUUCUAGUCUCAAAUAUGCUUGCCAGGCAUCUUCUGAUUUAAGUGAAAAUAAAUCAGACUGUGAAAAUGAUAACAAACCAGACACUGAGCAUGUUUUUAAAAAGAGUUUUAAAAGUGAUACAGAAACUAAAAAAGUAAGGAACCCACUCGCUACGUUUGAAGUGAAAGAAGACCAAGAGUUUGAGGUGCAAAUGGCAAAAAGUAUGAACCAAAAUAGCACUAAUUCUAAAUUAGACAUUGGACGUAUACCUCAGUCUAGUGACUCAGAAAGCCGUUUCGACAAAAGGUUUUCCCGCUCCAAUGAGAUGAGACAAAUGGCUCAAAUAAAAAGGCACCAUAGUUCUGCCGUUACAAACAUUUACAAGAAAACAAAAGUCUUGUUCCAGAAGCCAUUCUGUGCAGUUAAUAACAGUACUAAUAACUAUAGAAGUAUGGAACCCGAAUUAGAAAAUGUGAGUUCUUCUCCACCAUGUAGUUACAGAACAUCAGAAGUAUGUCUAAAAGAAGAAUUACAGCAAGAUGUUCAAAAGUUUAAGAACGAGAUAGGCAUGUUACAGAUAGACAUCCUGGAUGAGGAAAAAAAGAAAGUUCAACUUCAAAAAGAGAUUAAUGAAGAAAAGAAGAGAAACCAAAGUAAUGAGACGGCAGUAUUAGAAAACAUAUAUGCUGUCGCUGCUGCUGCUGCUGCUGGACUAAUUCAACAAAGAGAGAGCGGAAAAACUGAAAACCACCUCUUUCCUGUUGGGAAAAAGGAAGAUUCUGAUGGUAGUGAUCCUGGUUUGCAUAUGAAGGAAGUAAGGAGAGAUGAAAAUGACAAAUGGACAUCAGAAGUAUCUGUGAUUACACCAGGGCUUGAGAAGGCUGAUUCCCUACCUUCUCAUCCACCACAAGUGAAUGAUGACAGCACUUCAAGUGAAAUGGAUCAGGAUGAAGUAAGACCUGCAAAGAAAACGGCUCAUGAAAAGAAAGAGGUCAAAAAGCAAAUUAAUUUUAUGGAUGACCUUGACUUAACUGAGUCAUCUGGAACAGCUUCAGAGGAUUCCAAGUUGCCUUGCUCUAAGUAUAUGACGCUAAUUGUACAAGUUGGCCAGGAUCGUAAAGAUUCUACUACUUUACUAAAAACCCAGGAUGCGAUUCUUUCGUAUAAAAAAUUAGAACUUAAAAAAAAUCAGUGUAAACAACUUAAAAGAAAAAAUAAAGAAAUGGAAAAUAAAGUUAAUGGACUACAAAAGGAGCUAUCAGAAACAAAAGAGUUGAAAUUGCAACUGGAGCAUCAAAAAGUGAAAUGGGAACAAGAACUUAGCGAUUUGAGAUUUACCUUCAAACAAGAAGAAGAAAAAAGAAGAAAUGCUGAUAAAUUAUAUGAAAAAAUGAGGGAGCAAUUCAAGAGAAAAGAAGAGCAGUUUAAUAAAGAAGUUGAAAUGAAACAACAACUUGAACUUCAUCUUGCAACAGGGUGCGAAUUGAGGACUGUGAGAAAUAAUUUGGAUCAGAUGUCUAAUAGUCAUAAAGAAGAAAAAGAUCUGUUGCCUAAAACCCACUUGUGGCAGGAUGAAAUUGCCAUGCUAAGACUGGAAAUAGACACAAUAAACAAUAAGAACCAGGAAAUGGAAAGUAAAUAUUGUGAAGACAUUGAAAUUAUAAAAGAAAAGAAUGUCAGUCUUCUAAAGACCAUAAAACUGAAGAAGGAAACAUUAACAAAAAUAAUAUUAGAAUAUAGUGGACAGAUUAAUGCCCUGACCACUGAGAAUACAAUGCUAAAGUCUAAACUGGAGAAUGAAAAGCAAAACAAAGAAAGACGGGACACACAAGUUGGAUCAUAUCGAGCUAGACUAGCUACUGCUCUAGAGGAUUAUGAUCAAAGUCAGGCAUCAAAAAGAGACCUAGAACUUGCUUUCCAGAGAGCAAAAGAUGAAUGGUUUCGUCUGCAGGACAAACUGAAUUUUGAUGUGUCUAACCUAAAAGAAAACAAUGAGCUUCUUUCUCAAAACCUUUCUAAAGCUGAAACUAAAUUCAAUACUUUAGAAAUUGAGCUCCAUCACACAAGAGAUGCUCUCAGGGAAAAGACUUUGGUUUUAGAAUGUGUACAAAGAGACCUAAGUCAAACACAGUGUCAGAAAAAGGAAAUGGAACACAUGUAUCAAAAUGAACAAGAUCAAGUGAAUAAAUACAUUGGAAAGCAGGAAUCCUUAGUGGAGAGAUUAUCUCAACUACAAAGUGAAAAUAUGCUGCUUCAACAGCAACUAGAUGAUGCUCACAACAAAGCUGCCAGUAAAGAAAAUGUAGUAAUUAAUAUCCAAGACCAGUUUCAGGAUAUCGUAAAAAAACUUCAAGCUGAAAGUGAAAAACACGGUCUUUGGCUGGAAGCAAGCAAUAGAGAGCUAAUUAAUGAAUGUAAUCUUUUAAAAGAAAGAAUGUAUCAGUAUGAAAAGGAGAAAGUAGAAAGAGAAUUGCAAGAAGCACAAGAUCGACAUGCAGAGGCUGUAAGAUGUAUUGAGACGUCGAAAGAUCACGUGCAAAAGCUUGAAGUUGAAAAUGCCAAGUUAAAAGUUACAGUCAAAAACCAAGCGCACAAAAAUGAACAACUUCAGGAAAACCUGUUAAGUACAAGUUCGUCUGAUGAAAAGGGACAGAUAAAGAAAUUGAUUGAGUUGAAACAAUCUCUGGAAUGUAGUUUGGAUCAAGAAAUGAAGAAAAAUGGUGAAUUAGAAAAAGAGAUGACUAGAUUUAAGAAACUCUUAAAUGUGACAAGGAGAAAGUUAAGUGAAUAUGAAGAUGGAGAGAUUACUUCCCCUGGAAAUUCAAAAACCAAUCAAAUUGAAAUGGAUAGUCAGAUUAAUAUGCUAAAACAGACAAAACUGGAAACUGCGUCUUCAAAAUGUCUAUACCUGGAUGCAAACAACCAGCUUCUUACCCAGGAGUUAUCAUCUAUGAAGGAAAUGCAGAAGAAAUACGAAAAACUAAAGAAGAAUAAAAAGAAGUUGGAACAACAAGUAGUAAACCUCAGAAGUCAUGUAGAAUUCAGUAUGAUAGAAUACAGUAAAAUAGAACAAUAUAAACGGGAGUUUGAAGAAAGAACAAGAUUGGACAUAACAGAAAAAUUAAAAGAAGCCAAUCUGUUUUUCCAGACACAAGUAGCAUCUCAAGAACGCUUAGGACAGUUAAGAGAAACUAAUAAUGUUUCAAUAAGAAAUCAAAUGGAACUCAGAAUUAAAGAACUGGAAUUUGAAUUAUCCAGAAUGAAAAGUUCUCAAGAAGAUUUUAAUAAAACAGAAUUGGAAAAAUACAAGCAACUCUACCUAGCAGAAUUAAAAGUUCGAACGUCAUUGACAAAUGAACUGAACAAGACUAAUGAGAAGCUGGCAGAGACCAGUACCAAACUUCUGGUGGAGACACAGCAAAAGUCUUUGAUUAAUACUAUUACUAUGAGCCCUGUCCUAGAAUUGCCUUCUGUUAGAAAUAUGAAUAAUAGUUCACUGUUCAAUACAUAUGUUGCUCCAAGAGAAAACCUAGUGACUCCUACCUCAAGCUCAUGGCCUACAAAGAAUGGCGUUGAGACUUUCUUAACCAAGUCUCAUGAUCCUAGGACUGUUUCUGUUUCUGUAAGUGACUAGCCGAUGUUAAGGUGCAAA
Mirounga angustirostris (Northern elephant seal) is the source of this 5145-nucleotide messenger RNA. Its product is annotated as coiled-coil domain-containing protein 144A-like. The record is from RefSeq and is a predicted model, not a curated record. Lineage: Eukaryota; Metazoa; Chordata; Mammalia; Carnivora; Phocidae. Gene Ontology annotation, molecular function: protein binding.